GAAACCAGACGGAUAUCUGCUCAGACAUUUAACACCACCAAUAACCCCGAAACACCCUUAUCUGGAAGCCCAGCAUCAUGAUAUAUAAACCGAUCUACCAACCUCCGUCGGUUCAUUCUCGACUCCAGCUGAUCUCUCCUUAAGACGUUUGUGUUACUUUCUCUCAUCGUAUUCCCAAACAAUGUCUUACUCUGCAUCAAAUCUGCUGGUGUUGGCGGCCACGCUGAUCACCAUCACUGCGCCCUCACAAUUAUGCUCGGCCCAUCCUGUAGUGCAAGAUGUGACGUCACAAGACCAGUCAAGGAGCUCAAGCAUAUCAGGCCUUUCAUGUACGAGUUCUCCACUGGGGAUGGCCAGUGGGGCCAUCCCUGAUUCCAGCCUGACGGCGUCAGGCUCACACGGCUCAUAUCCCCCAAGCAAUGCCCGACUGAAUGGUACUGGUUGGUGGGCAUGCCCAAAUGGAAAACCCGAGGGUCAAUGGAUCCAGGUAGACCUCGGUCAGUACACGGCCAUCACGGGGGUCAUCGUACAGGGAUAUCCGGGAGGCUAUCACAUCCUAACCUUUGCUGUAAACUACAGUAAUACGGGCGAAUCCAAUGAUUGGCAGAAACUAACGGACAGAGGACAGACCGUACAGUUGAAUGGGCACAAUGGUGAUAGCCAACCUGUGAAUGUGACGUUCCCCGUGGUACUGAUGGCAAGAUUCCUCCGCAUACUUCCACUCACAUGGAGUAACCAUCCUUAUUAUUGUCUGAGGUUCGAAGUGCUCGGAUGUCGAGUUCCCAGCGGCACCAUUCGAUUGGUUGGCGGUGAUGACAAAUGGAGCGGCCAAGUGGAAAUCUACCGCCAUGAUGCUUGGGGUGCAGUCUGCGAUAGCAGUUGGGAUAUGAAGGACGCCACCACCGUUUGCCAUCAGCUCGGCUUCAUCGAGGCUCUGGAGGCUAAAACGGGGUUGUCCAGCCGAGAGAGUGACCGGCCGAUCGUGAUGAAUCGAGUCGCCUGUACUGGAACUGAACGACGGCUGGCUGACUGUCCGUUUGUCUGUACCGGCUCUCAGCAAUGCAGCAGCUCAACUGUAGCAGGAGUCGUUUGUAAACCAAGACCUGAUGAGCUUCGGUUGGUCGGCGGAUCUCGCACCAGCGGCCGAGUGGAGAUAUACCGUGGCGGCAGCUGGGGCACCAUCUGUGAUUCCAAUUGGAACGAGACUGAUGCGGGGAUUGUCUGCCGCCAGCUCGGUUUCUCAGACGCACUGGAGGCCAAGUCCGCUGCCCACUUCGGGCAGGGUAGCGGACCCGUCCAUAUGGACGGCGUAGCGUGCGAAGGAUCCGAAGAGAAAAUUACCGACUGCCCUUCCUACUGCUGGGAGGAGACAAGUUGUAGCCAUUCUCACGAUGCUGGAGUGAUCUGCAGUGACGGAAACACCGUAACAACCAACAAGUGACGAAAGCUAAGGCGCUCAAGCAACCAGGAAGGAUAGGACACCAACUAUAUUAUUAUACACAACUCAUCUCCUUUUUUUAAAGGGACAAUUAAUAUUUGUUUCAUGGUAUUUUUGGACCAUUCAAAGCGCCCAUCGUAAUUGCUGGUCGAAUUCUUCUAUACUCACGCGACUGGUCUGGGCCUAUAACCCGUGCAUGCUGUAAAGCCAAUAUAUGGAGAGUGGUACCUCGCUUCUCUUGGCAUUGUAGUAUAUUACUGACUGGGUAAUCUACGGCACCAGUCUGUGUUAACAGUGCAUUUCGGUUAGAUGUAGUUUUGAAUGAGAGUUCUUCUUGUCAAUGUAUGUUUUUGUGCAGCAUUAUGUAAUACACAUAAGAUGGCAUGCAACAACAUGGGGGCUUUAUUUGUUCAAUAUACAAAAUGAUAAUAAGAAAACACCACAAGACCAACCCCCCCCCCCCAAAAAAAAAAAAACACCAAAUAUGUGAUCAGGAGUUGAAUCGAUAGUCAUUAUAUUAUUGGACUCCAUCAAUUUGGAUAGUCGAUUCAUAAAUGCAUUCAAAUAAAUUUGGAGAAGGAAAAGAUAAAGUUCAGUUGAUAAGCAGUGAGGAUAAAAAUGUUGGACUCUCUUUUACUCUGAUACACCGAUAAACUGUAAUUAUGUUAUUUCAGUAAAGUUAACAAUGUUGCGUAUAAUGCGUAGAAUAGGCCUACUUGAAGGUGAACAAACUUUGCCAAAUACGUUGAAUUAAAACAAUAAAUAAUUUUGUUUGAUAAGUUUCAUGCAUAAUAUUCGGCGGAAUAUUAUUUAAAAAUAAACGUGCGUGUUUCGCUUGGGUUAACACUUAAAUUGUUCCUAUAAAUGUACAUAUAGCUGCACACAAGAAAGCACUUGAGACCUAUAUCAUUAUCAAACAUAAUAUUUUUGCCCUUGAGCCACGUAUAAUGUUAGCCAUUAGAAUAAACCCUGAAUUUUAUCUGGGGAUAAUACUUUAGAUUUCUCAUAUAUUUAAAUCAGCACACAAGAAAGCACUUAUUGUAGCAAUUUGUAGACCUACAUGAUUAUCAUGCUGCAAAAA
Molecule: messenger RNA, 2519 nt
Organism: Patiria miniata (bat star)
Lineage: Eukaryota; Metazoa; Echinodermata; Asteroidea; Valvatida; Asterinidae
Product: deleted in malignant brain tumors 1 protein-like
Exons: 8
Coding region: 182-1441 (419 amino acids)
Cellular component (GO): membrane
Source: RefSeq, a predicted model, not a curated record